This is a messenger RNA of Babesia ovata, 1902 nucleotides long. RefSeq lists its product as uncharacterized. The transcript is spliced from 2 exons. The coding region runs from base 1 to 1902 and encodes 633 amino acids. The record is from RefSeq and is a predicted model, not a curated record. NCBI's taxonomy places the organism in Eukaryota, Apicomplexa, Aconoidasida, Piroplasmida, Babesiidae.
AUGGUAGGUCCGGCGCCCGCGUUACCUCCAAAGCGGCCGCUCAUGGCCCCCAAGACCGGGAUGCCGCCGACGUCUAAGGUACCAACUCCAACCACCACACCCAAGGUGUUGUUUGCGCCAAAAAAGGCGACCAUGGAAGCCAUGAAUGCUCCGUAUGCACAACUCAAGGCCCCAACGCCACCCAAAAAGGCUCCAUUGGUUUUGCCGAAAAAGGCCACUGUAAAAUCGAGUGUAAUGGAGGCAGCAACUGCGAAGCCUUCAACUCCUCUAUCAAGGCGAACAUCUGAUGCUAGUAUGAAUGGAGAUCGUCAACCGAAUGUAGUAAAGGAUCACACGGCACAGCUGCGUAAAAUGGGAUCAUCUGCGCAGCAGGCCCCAGAUCCGCAAUCGUUCAAAUCAAUGCUAAGUUCUGCGUUGGUUCCGUCUAUUGACAUGGCGCAACUCGAUGGAUCCAAUGAAGUACCCGUUAAACCGUCUGCGAACUCUGUGGUUGCAAGCCAUCCCACCGGAACGACAAAGGUUGCAUCUGCGACACCGGAGUCCAAGUCAGACAAUGUAAGCGGCACGAAUCAGCCGCCUAUGUCGUCUGGGGAUAAGGAAAGGCAUAUUUCUAAGGAUGUAGAAAAUGGUGCCAAGCAUGUCCCCUCCAUCAAGGUAGAUAGCCCACGCACCGUUGGUUCAACACCAUGGCUGGACAUAGAGCGUCGCAUCAACGAAAUACGUGCAUUGGCUUCCGCCAAUAUGCCAGAAGAAUCGGUACAAACCCCGCGAAGAAAUGCCGCGGAUGGAAGCAGCCUCUAUGGCAACUACAAUACCCACUACGAGUCCGGUCAGGACUGGGGGAAAGAGGCGUCACGCCCAUUAAGUUACCGGAUGGUGCAAAGUCUCCAUCAGUCUAAGGACAAGACACAGCAACGGUGCUCAACAACGACUCCCGAUCGGUGGAAUUUUGUUGACGGUUUCCUCAAGCCUCGUCGCAAACCGUUUGCGAGCAUGUCGGAAUUAUCCCAGCACUUUCGCCACAUUUCCACUGGAGAUCAGAGUGAGUUGAUUAAGUUGCUGUUGGCAUGUAGGUCGUUGGAGAAGUUGAUUGAGGAGCAGCACGGCGUGUUGGACAUGCUGGACCACGAUCUGCGUGAGGCACGUGAGAUGCUGCGUUUGCCAGAGCACCUCCGAGGUCUCUGCUCACAAAAGGUGAUGGGACAACCUCCUCAGGAGGAGCCAUUUUACCCUACAAGCGAUAUCCCGCUGUUCAUAAAGGGCCGCGUGUCGCUGCUGCCCGGGGCCAACGAUGUUCAGCUGAACGAUGCAACCUACAGCAAGACAAAGUUAUGCGUGCCCAGUACCGUAUCGUACGCAAAGCAAAUAAUUCAUGCGAAGGGUAUUCCGCCAUAUGGAGGCUUGUAUGCUCCAGAAACCGCGAUUGAGUACCUACGCCGGCGCAAACUAUGUCCAGCGUAUGCCUUCAGCCGCCAGAUCGCGGAAGGCCUGUACAAGGACGACGAGGUCAUUGAAGAUGUGGGUCAGCUGCUGCUGGACGCCAUCAACAAAAAGACAGCCGUGGACGGUGCUGCUAAAUGGUUCGUCGAUGUCGCAGCACGCGAUGACACUGCGGAGGCCGUAGAGCGUCUGCUGUGCGAGCGUGUCUUCGCCAACGCCAAUGUGCAUGCAGAGGCGCUCAACUUCGUAGGUUACCCUGGACACCCAUAUCAUUACUGUUCAGUGCAAGGGCGUGACUUCGCAGUUCCUGAGCGCGGAGUCUACGAAGCGCGAGUCGGUCGCGUUCAUCAAGUCCGUCCUGGACCGCCCGUCGCUCCAUGCCCACCUGUCGCACGCGCUCAUCGAGGUGCUGAAGCAGAACUUCUACCCGCGCUGGUUGGUUUUCGUUACUGGGGAAUUUAA